Molecule: messenger RNA, 1769 nt
Organism: Linepithema humile (Argentine ant)
Lineage: Eukaryota; Metazoa; Arthropoda; Insecta; Hymenoptera; Formicidae
Gene: morgue
Product: modifier of rpr and grim, ubiquitously expressed
Molecular function (GO): protein binding
Source: RefSeq, a predicted model, not a curated record
GUAGAAUGGCCCUUAACCUGUAGUUUGGCAACUCUGCAAGAGAUCACAUGGCACAAUUUGCUAUUUCUCGUACAUUGAUAUACACUGAUUAACUGAUUGUUACAAAAUGGCAGGCGAUAAAAUUGUUGAUUGUUCGCAAAACGGUAACAGUGAACGAAUAAAUGAGAAUGGCGAUUUAAAUCUCAAUCUGAGUUUAGAAGACGAAUUCGUCGAAUCAAUAGAAUUUAUCCCUUGUCCUGAAUUUCAAUUUUCAACAACAGCAUGUAACAUUUGUAAUGGAUAUUAUGGACCAUGUUUUGAGGAACCAGUCUGUGCAACCUGUCAUGCAUUCUUAUUUCCAAACGAUGUUGGUCUGCUGCAAGUCCCAAUAUUUAGCGAGAAAACAGAUGAUGAAGAUUCAGGAAAUGAUGAACCAACUGAUCUUUAUUAUAAUCAUGAAAGAAGGACUAGUCAACAACAGCAAAAUUCUCCACAGAGUGUCAAUCCUAACAUUUCAAACGCACAGCAAAACGCACAACAGAAUGCACCUAAUCACAACCCAAGUGUUUCCCGCAGAUCUUAUGCUCAGUAUCAAAAUAUAGCGCCUUCGUGCAACUAUACAUAUCACGCAUUGCAAAACAAUUCGAAUAGUGUUUCUGCUGACAAGUGUAUGACAUUUGAACGAAACGCAUCGAUUGAACCUCGCGAUAUGAAUCUUGAUCUGCAAAAUAUGAUCUGUCGAACAAGAAGCUGUCAUCAAAAUUGCAGCAAUAGAAAUAACUCGAAUGCGCAAGCUCAUUACGCGCAAGAUAUGAUGGAAGAGAAUCUACGGGGAACACUGGAGAUGCCAAGACAUGAUGGCCAAAAUAAUGAACAUGUAGCCAAUGCUGAACAAUAUCACUGUAACUACAGGAUGCAUGAUGAUGUCGGUGAAUCAUCGCAGUCCUACAAUCUGUCGGAGAGACUGGAAAUACUGUCCAAUCAUAAGCACAUUGAGCACGAACCCAUCAACGAACCCGGUCUUGUAGAGAGAUUACCACCUGAAGUUUUGCUUGCCAUUUUUUCGCAUCUUGACGACAUCAGCCUGUGGUCAGCAGCAAACGUUUGUCGACGGUGGUGCGGCUUGCUAUCAACACACGUGACGCAGUCGCAAUGGAAGCAACAUGUGAAGCUACGCUGGCCCCUUUACAAGCCCAUUGGCUGCGUUAAGAAUUGGUAUAAGGUGUAUGAUUAUCUAGCUUCCUCGGCGCCAUGUCGCACUUGCUUGGCACAGACCUCUCUGCGAUCAAGACCACCAAGGAUGGAAGAGAACUCUUGGCGAAGGAACAGAUUGCGUAGCGAACUGAAAAGUUUAAGAAUUGACCCACCUGAGGGGAUUGAAGCAAUGCCACUUGAUCAUAUGAGCUGUCAUUGGCAGGCUACUAUCACAGGACCAGUGGGAAGUCCGUAUGAAGGGGGAUUGUUUUAUUUACAUAUACAAGUACCAUUCAGUUAUCCCAUGUGUCCACCUGUGGUUAGAUUUUUAACAAAAAUACUUCACCCGAACGUGUCUAGACAUGGGGAUGUCGGUAUAGAUUCUAUACAUCAUAAUUGGUCAUUGGCUCUUACAAUAUCUAAAGUUCUCAUUAGUGUACAAAGUCUUCUUACAGAUCCAUAUUGUCAAGUCUGCAUGGAACCAGAACUAGGAGAAAUGUAUAUGAAUGAUCGCGAAAAGUUUGAAGAAGUGGCUAGAGCAUGGACAUGGAGAUAUGCGAUGCACGAUGUUGUGACGCCGCUUUAGUACAUCAAAA